Molecule: messenger RNA, 1883 nt
Organism: Capsicum annuum
Lineage: Eukaryota; Viridiplantae; Streptophyta; Magnoliopsida; Solanales; Solanaceae
Product: tRNA:m(4)X modification enzyme TRM13 homolog
Exons: 9
Coding region: 203-1660 (485 amino acids)
Biological process (GO): tRNA methylation
Source: RefSeq, a predicted model, not a curated record
UCUUUCCUCAUUUACUCAUUCCGGCGAAUCUACAAUAAGGCUAGUGGACAGCAGGGUUUAAGCCGAGAAGGUGAAAAAUGGCGGCACGCUGCAACUUUUGGCUUCCCAAGAAGAAAAGAUUCUGCGCAAACGUCCCUCUCGGUGAUUCACAGUCGGUCAAUUAGCUGUUUUGCGGAAAUCAUACCCAAAGAUCCGAUGGACAAUGGAUUCCUUGCCCUAUCCACCCUUCCCAACCUGUUGCCGGUGGGAGGUGGCAAGCACCUGUUGCACGAAAGGUGGCCUUGACAUCAUGGUUAUCAUAAAAUUUAAAAGCAGCUCUGUGCUGGAAGAGAAUCUGCAGAGUCACCUUAAGCGAUGCCCAUUUUUCAAACAAGCUCAAUCUUUGUCUCUUCAGCCUUUUUACCAAGAGGGUAUUAAUGCUGGCAAAGAAGAAGAAGAAGAAGGGGUGCAGAAUUUUAGUUCGGAGAUGAAGAGAAAUGCUGUUCGCGCGAUGACCCUUUUUGAGUUCUCCCAGUUGAUCAAUAAAAUCAAGUCUGUUCAUGCUUCCAUAUGUAAUGACAUUCGUGAUUCUUUCAAGAUUCCACAAGCUUGUGACAUUUGGACUAAUCGACAAGUCGACCGGUGUUCUAUUAUUGUACUCUUUUGUAUGUGUUAUGUGCAUAUUAUGUUCCCCUUGGUAAACUCUCAUCUCAUUUUCCAAUCCCGUUUUGUUUUUUCUUGCAGGGGUUUGCCAUUUCAACAGAAACAUGUAAUGCAGCAGGCCUCAAUUCUAGGGAAUUUAGAAGAAUUUGGGGUUCUGAAAAGUUGUGAGGAUAAUGUUGUAUCGGGGUCCGUUAAGUCAGACACGUCUGUGGACAAGGAUGAUGUUCCUGCAGUUGUUGAAUUUGGAGCAGGAAGAGGGUACUUGACGCAAGUUCUGGCUGAUUGUUACAGAAUUAAGAAGAUUUUAUUGGUUGAACGCAAAUCGUACAAGCUCAAGGCUGAUCGGAGUCUGCGACAGAAAGAGAAUGUUACACUAGAGCGAUUGAGAAUUGACAUUGAGGACCUAAAGUUGAAUGCUGUUGAGAGUUUACAGGGAGUUCCUUAUCUAGCAACUGGCAAACAUCUUUGUGGGCCUGCUACAGAUAUGACUCUAAGAUGUUGCAUCAGCAAACAAUGCAAUCAACAUAAUGAUGCUUCUUCUGAAUCGACAUGCCACCUGAUUGGCCUCGCUAUAGCUACUUGCUGCCAUCAUCUUUGUCAGUGGAAGCAUUACAUAAAUAAGCGAUAUAUGUUGGAUUUGGGAAUCGGUAAGGAUGAUUUCAAUGCCAUAACAUGGUUUACCAGCUGGGCUGUUGAUGCAGAUCAUGGCUCAGAUCUUUGUGGCACUGGUUGGUCUUCUGAUCUACAAAUCAGGUAUAUCUUUCUAUCUGUAGAAAUUAUUAAGAGAGAAAAAGAGCAUGUAGAAUCAGAUCUAAAUACAUAUGAUGAAGUCAAAGACAUGGUGAAGAAUAUGAAGGCUGUGGAUAGAGCCAUUAUAGGAUUCAUGUGCAAGGAUAUAAUAGAUUUUGGGAGGUUUAGGUGGCUCAAGGAACAUGAAUUUGAAAGCCAGCUUGUCAAGUAUGUACCAUCAAAUAUCUCUCCAGAAAACCGGUUGUUGGUUGCUAGGCAGAAGUGUUAAGGUGGCUGCUGUACACCAUAUUUGUAUCCUCAGAUAUUUAGCUUUCUCAAACCUGUAGCUCUAAUUCACAAUUUGAUAAUGUAUUCCGGAUAUUUGUUUCUCUUUCAGUAGCUAUGGCUCAUAUUAUUUUGAUAUUUUAUGUCAAUUUUGGCGAAAGAAGAAAAGAUAUGUAACGUAUUGAUCAUGUAACUCUUGUUCUUGUGUAUUACUUUCUAUUGCCACA